UACCAAUGUAUGGUCAUAUUUUAUAUUAUACAUUUGUUCAUUAUGUCUUUUUAUUUAUUUGAAAACUUUGGUUCUCACAUACGCAGUCAACUUUCAGGUCUGUGCCUGAUCCUGUGCGAUGAUGGCAAUAUUUCCGACAGCAAGGGAACGCAGCACAGUUUAACAAGGCCGAGUGCCUGAAAGUCAUUUGUUUUCCCCUGAAUCGGCCUGACUGGAUUGGACGGCCGGGGGUUCCGCCCACAAACACACAAGGUGGAGUUGAAAAGAAACAACAUGCUGGGCCAAAAUGAAGCUGUCAAACAGCCUCUUAGUAUUUGCUAAAAGAGGAAUCGAGCAAUGUGAAAAUGCAUGGAGGCUGCUUUGAAGACCUUUAGGACACUUCUGUCUGAAGUGGAAAUCUGACAUUGAUGAGAGAAAAUUAGUGGGUAAACUUUUAAAAAUAAAUGUUAAUAAUAUUAAGUUAAAUGUAAGAUGAGCUGGUUGCACUUUAAUAAGACAACCAUUAGCGCAACUUUAAUGCAACUGAUCAAACAUUCGUGGUGCAAACUUCGGCUGCAGAUCAGACAUGACCGGCCUACGGGAGUAAAAAAUAAUCGCCCUUGGUUGGGUUCAGAAACAACGGUGCGAGGUCGGAAAAAAUGGAUGUCUCCGCGUAGCGAAAUGGUUGGAUGGAGAGAGAGGAGCUGCUGCGCGUUGAGUGGAGGGAGACGGCGAGUGAGAUGGAGGCGGGGGGGAAGGACCAUCUCUGCGGGGACUGGAGCCCAGGACCGACGGCGCAGUGCUGGCUAUCGUUCAACCCUCCCCUUCUUCCUCCACAACGACACCGAGGCUCGAGCCGAGAGACAGAUACAAAACAGCACACCCUCAAAUGAAUGGAGAAAUGGAGGCAACUACCCAAGACAAAGGUGGGAUUUUAACAAUGUGGGCACAGGAGGACCUCUUAAAACUGCUGGAGGCAAUGAAAGUGGCCCUGCCACAAAAGGACCUCACUAAAUAUAAAACAUCAGAGUCCCACCUGGACUGGCAGAAGGUGGCUUUCAAUUCCUUCACAGCAGAGAUGUGUAAGCAGAAGUGGCAGGAGGUUUCAAAAGAGAUUCGUAAAUUUCGGACUCUAACAGAGCUGAUAUUUGAUGCCCAAGACUACAUCAAGAACCCUUACAAGGGCAAAAAAAUAAAGAAACACCCAGAUUUCCCCAAGAAGCCUUUGACUCCAUACUUUCGCUUCUUCAUGGAAAAGAGGGCCAAAUACGCAAAGUUGCACCCUGAGAUGAGCAACUUAGACCUAACGAAAAUCCUCUCCAAGAAAUACAGGGAGCUUCCUGACAAAAAGAAGAAAAAGUAUGUUGACGACUUCCUAAGAGACAAAGAAGCAUUUGUACACAGCAUGAUGAGGUUCAGAGAACAACACCCAGAUCUUAUGGAGAGCAUGACCAAGAAAGGUUCAAAUGCACCAGAGAAGCCCAAGACGCCCCAGCAGCUGUGGUAUAACCAUGAAAAGAAGGCCUUUCUCAAGACACACCCUGACGCGACCACCAAAGACAUUAAGGACAGUCUUGGCAAACAGUGGACACAGCUGUCUGACAAGAAGAGACUCAAAUGGAUCGCCAAGUCCCUUGAGCAGCAGAAACUGUACGAGGGGACGAUGAGGGAGUACAUCCAGCAGCACCCAGAGCUGAACAUGACCAAUGAGGAUAUCGUCAAGUCCACUCUGACCAAGGCCGAGAGGCACCUCAAAGACAAAUCUGAUGGCCGCCCCGACAAACCACCUCCAAAUGGUUACUCAAUGUUCUGUGCGGAGCUGAUGUCGAGCAUGAAGGAUGUACCCAGCACAGAGCGUAUGGUGAUGUGUAGCCAGCGGUGGAAGCUGCUGAAACAGAAUGAGAAGGACGCCUACCAGAAACGCUGUGAACAGAGGAAGAAGGAGUAUGAAAUUGAAAUGAACCGAUUUCUCAGUAGUUUGUCAGAGGAGGAGCAGACUCGGGUUUUGUCUGAGGAGAAGAUAGGUUUUAAAAAGGGUGGAGCCAGUAGUCCUGCCGCCAAAAAGAAGGCCUCAAAAGCAAAGGCCAAUCCAGAGAAACCCAAAAGACCAAUUUCAGCCAUGUUCAUCUUCUCCGAGGAGAAGCGCCAGAAACUGCAACAGGAGCGGCCGGACCUUUCUGACAGUGAGCUCACGAGGCUCCUGGCUCGCAUGUGGAAUGAGCUGCCAGACAAGAAGAAGGAGAAGUAUAAACGUCUAGAAACAGUCCUGAAGGCAGAGUCAGAGAAGAAGGAGAAGGAGGAUCGCAGUCGUCUGCCGGACCCACCUAAGACUGCCCAGGACAUCUGGCAGCAGAGCGUCAUAGGAGACUACCUGGCCAGAUUUAAGAGUGACCGGCCCAAGGCACAGAAAGCAAUGGAAGCCACCUGGAGCACCAUGGAGAAGAAAGAGAAAAUAAUGUGGAUCAAAAAGGCAGCAGAGGACCAGAAACGAUAUGAGAGAGACCUGUGCGAGAUGCGCUCACCCGCUGCCGCCAUUGCCUCAGGGAAGAAGAUGAAGUUUGAGGGUGAACCCAAGAAACCACCAUCAAACGGAUAUCAGAAGUUCUCUCAGGAGAUGCUGUCCAACGGAGAGCUGAAUCACCUCCCGAUGAAGGAGCGGAUGACUGAGAUCGGCAGCCGUUGGCAGAGGUUACCACUGAAGGAGAAAGACCGCUACAAGAAGAUCGCGGAGGAGAAGCAGAGACAGUAUAAAGUCCAACUGGAGCAGUGGCUCGCUAGCUUGUCCUCGCAAGAGAGAAACACUUACAAAGAAUAUAACUCACAAAAAAGAAGAACUACAGCAAAACCAGGAGGCCCCAAGGCGAAGGCCAAGAAAUCUGACACAGAGGAAGAGGAGGACGAGGACGAGGACGAGGAUGAAGAUGAUGACGAACGGGGGAAGGCUUCCUCUGAGGCAGACUCGUCCAGCGAGGAUGAGGAGGAUGACGAUGAUGACAAGGAGGAUGAUGACGAUGAUGACGAUGAUGAAGACGACGACGAUGACGAUGACGAUGAGGCGGAAGACAAGGAGAACAAGUCGGAGGACAGCAGCAGCGAUUCAAAUUCACAGGGGUCGUCGGACUCGGAUUCGGACUGAAAUGGGUCGACGUCUCCGUGAGAUGAACUGAGCAGCGCUGAGCUGAGCCAAGAGUCAAGGGAGCUCUGCCACUGUGCCAACCCUGCUCUCCUCCCACCACCAGAGGGAGCCCCUGCAUCACCUCAUCCACUUGACACUCACCCACUUUUAUGUUGCUGCGUUGGUGGUCUACUCAUGGAGGCACCCUGCCCGUAUGUCCAAAAUCAGUUCCAUUCCCUCCCAGGUGUGACGGUCAUCUCACAGCACAGGCCGCUGAUGUUAUGCCAAAAACAGCAUCCCACUGGUUUGGUGAUGUCAUGAACAUUUCUGAUGUGGUUUCAAUCUUGACGUACAGGUUCAGUGGUUUAAAGGUUAGAGUUUUAAUGUCGAGGGUAUUCAAUUACCCUUCAAUGUUUCUGUUGUCAUUCUGGUAAUUAGUUAAAGGUGGCAUGAGUUGUGAACAGGCUUCAUAGAGCCAAAGAACAUAGUAUGGCGGAUCACUUUAGGGAGCGAGGGGGGGGAGGGGGGUGUGCAGGGUACUGAAAAUUGCACUCUUCAGAAUGUUUCCUUUAAUUUUUUUUCUUCCCAGUUCAUUGUUGCAUUUGUUCUCUAUUCUCAAUUUAUGAUGUAGAUUUUUAUCAUUUUGGUUCUUAAAGAGGUGGUAUUUUUUCAGGAAAAAAAUCAAGCCAUUAUGAAUGUCUUUGUUGCUGGAAAAUUUCAGUACUUGUUACUAACCCAUGUUCUCAUUGAUAAAGGUAACAGUGCCUGUAUUAAGUGUUCACCCCCUCUUGGACUUCAUGUUUUUUUGUUUUACAGCAAGUGGAUGAUUUGUUACUCAGUGGUGUAAAAUGACUCCUUAUUCGGCAAUAUUUAAGGAGAAUUCACACACAGGAUUUUCCAGUAAUGUUACAAGAAAAACAAAUCUCUGCAGAUGUAUCUAAAUUACGUGCAAGUCUAAAAAAAAUUGAUUACGUAAGUAUUCACCUCUAAAUGGUUAGUAGACUCAUCUUUGGCAGCAGUUACACCCUGGAGUCUGUGGAUCAGUCUUUGCACAUGUGGACGCUGCAUUUUCAUCUCAUUUCUUUUUGCAAAACUGGCCCUAUUCUUUACAUUAUACACAUAUCUUUACAUUACAUUCUUUACAUUUUUAUUUUUACUUAUUGUCCAACUGCUAUUCUUAAGUGACCUCCAUUUAACCUGUCAAAACUUUUGUAAUCACUUAAUUUAUGUUUUAAAGGGACUUAAUUUAGAUCAGUUUGUGAAGGUUUGUUGUGUUGAUGAGGGUCAGAAAAGCCUACUUGCAUCCACUCUGCCUCAGAGAUGUAAAAGAUAUAAGAUCCAGUGGUGGUGAAUACUUUGUAUAGACGCUGUUGUAUCCAUCGCCAUGUGUCUGUCAUUCAAAUAUGUCAUGUAUCAAACUUAACUGACGUGUUGUUCUCAUUAAUCCAUCAGUCUGGAACAAUUCUGUUUGACUCGGUUAAUUCUGGCCCGACAGUAACACACAGUGUUUACUGUGACCGGAGCAGUUUGUCGUUGGAGGGAGAACACUUGUUGUCCUCAUGUAGAGCUCAGUCUGACUGUGUUUUUAAAGAAUGCGUCACACAGUCGGUGUAUGUGUCUCCUCCUGAACUGUCGUUUUACGUUUACGGUUUAUUUGAGUCGUUAAAAAUGUUUGUUUUUAUUGUUGUGUUCUGAUCCAUCUGGAAUCAUUUUGUGGCUGUCGAACUGAAGGGUUUUCAUAAAAAAAAGAAAAAUAGUUUUGAAUUUUUAUUGGUAUUGACUGUAAUCCAUACGGGUUUCAGUCUAAUGCUUAAUCCCAAAAAAAAAAAAAGCGUGCACUUAAUGUAAAUCUGUCCCUCUGUGUGAGUUUGUGUGCAUGCCUGCACAGAACUGUGUAUAUAUGAGGGUGUGAGUGUGUGUGUUUCUUUGCUUUAAUGUGUGCUGUUUUUACUGUUUCUGUUGCAUACCAUGAUGUGACUGCAGCGUGCAUGUUUGUGCCUGUGUGGGGACGUCAUACCAACACCAUGAAUGUAGAUAUUGUUAAAUCUUUUAAUUUUUUUUUUUUUUUUCCUCCAAAGGUCUUCAGUAAUUUUUCUGCUCGGCGCUGUCGUGUCAUUGGUUACCUGAAAACAGACUAAUGACUGUCGUUUUGGGUCCACAGACAGAUGAGUACAUGGCAACUUAAUAAUCUGUUAGUAAUGGACUGAUUUUGACCAUUAUGAAUCUCAUCACUGUCUGAAACAAAAACCAGCGUGGACUAUUUAAAUAAUUCGGGGAGGGGAAAAGGAAAAGCAAUUGCUGAUGUUGAUCAACAGGAGUUUGUAAAAGGGAUUUGGGGAACUGAGUUGCCAGGGGAACUGGGGUUAAAAAAAAACUGUUGUAAUUUUCCCUGUAAAUACUGUUUUUGUAUCGAGUGCUUAUCGUUUUUUGUUAGUGCUUUAAUUUGGCAAACCCUCAUCUGUGAUUUCUGAGGCCAGUGAGUUUUUCACUCACGCAGGGAGAGUUUUUGGUUUCAUUCACCUGUUUUAGUUGUAUCUUCUCUCCCUUCUGUUGGUUUAUAGAGAUAUCUAAGACAGCAAAGCUUUACAAGUUUGUACUGCUGAUCAUUUGACAAAAUUUGAUGUUUUCUAUAGCUGAGGGUGUUCUUAUGUCCUUGUAGUUCAAGUAUUUGGGCAAAUUAAAAAAAAAAAGAUCUUUAACAGAA
Molecule: messenger RNA, 5798 nt
Organism: Epinephelus lanceolatus (giant grouper)
Lineage: Eukaryota; Metazoa; Chordata; Actinopteri; Perciformes; Serranidae
Gene: ubtf
Product: upstream binding transcription factor
Source: RefSeq, a predicted model, not a curated record